UCCCGACGUCACGCGUACGGAAUGUUAACUCGUGCGGGCACGCACGCCUCCGGUGCGCGCGGCCAAGCCACAGGUGAGUGACGCGGUCCGAAGUGCGUGACGUCACGGAGGCGAAGCUCGAGCCCUUAUCUCACCUGAGAGGCAGCGCACCUGGAGGAUCCACAUCAUCGCACCUUGUUCCUUUACCCUGCUGCCAGUGUUACACUGCGGGUAAUGACCGCCACAGGUACGGAGUAACUCCAGGAGAGAAACAGAAAGCCACCUUAGUGAGACUGAAGGAACAAAAGGUAUUGUGAACCCCCGCAAGCACCAUGCUCCAGCAGAUCUUGACAGAUAUGUACAUCGAUCCCGAGCUCCUGGCAGAGCUGAAUGAGGAGCAGAAACAGACACUCUUUUUUAAGAUGAGGCAGGAGCAGAUUCGGCGGUGGAGGGAGAAGGAGGCUCAGCUUGAGACAAAGGAGGCAGUGGUACAGAAACCCAAAAAGAAAGUAAAGGGGAAGCAUGUUUCCUGGUUGCAGGGCUCAGACAGUGAAGUGUGGGUGUGGGUGAUGGGGGAGCAUCCCUCCGACAAACCCUACGAGCAGAUCUGUGAUGAGAUCAUUGCGGUGAGGGCAACACAGCAGGCGCAGAAGGAGGCGGAGGAGCUCAGGGCCAAGAAGGAGCAGGAGAUACUGAAGCGGUUUUCCAGUGUGUACCUGAGUGAGGAGGAGAGGCUGCAGAAGGAAAAGGAGGAGGCAAGGAAAGAGGAGGCGAGACAGAAGGAAGCAAGGCUGGAGGAAGCGAGACAGGAGGAAGCAAGGCAAGAGCAGGCCCGCCAGAAAGCAGUGGAGGAGCAGAGGAGGAAUGAGGAAGAACUGAAGAGGAGAGAGGCGGAGGAGAGGCAGAAGGCGGAGGAGGAGGUGCAGAAGCUGGAGCAGGAGCGGGCAAAGCAGAUCUAUAUGAAUCUGAAGGAGAUUCAUAGACGAUCACAAAACCAGGAGAAAGAGGACCCAGAAUGGCAGGAAACAUUGCGGAGAUCCAAGGAGGAGGACCAGCGCCGGCGCUCAAUAGCAAAGCAAGCACGAGAGGACCAUCGGAGGAAGUCAGUUAAAGCUCUUGAGCAGGGCCGUGUGGCUGCCAUGACCAAAACAUUUGGGGGUGAGAAGCCACCUCUCCUACCAAAGCCCAAACCAAGGACCAUAAAGAAUGAAGGCCUGUCUCGGAGACCAGGUGUCCGCAGAACCCAGUCCACCUCCAGUAGGGAGCAGAUAAUUCGAUGGUUCAAAGAGGAGCAGCUGCCACUUCAAGCAGGUUUCCGGAAGGAUGGGAGUGGAAUUGCUCCCUGGUUCCAUGGAAUAAUUACACGAGAGGAUGCAGAGUCCUUGCUAAGCCCUGGAGAGCCUGGAUACUUCCUUGUCCGUGUCAGUGAGAAGAUCAUGGGAUAUGUUCUCUCCUACCGGAGCCAAGAGGGAUUCAGGCAUUUUCUAAUUGAUGCUACAGACAACUGCUUCAUGCUUCUUGGUGACCAGCUCAGUUUCACAUCACUAGCUGAGUUAGUGGAAUUUCAUGAGAUGGAGCCCAUCACUUCAUCUGGAGGGGAGCAGCUACUGCAGCCAUGUGCUCAAAAGACUAGCUCUGUGGAUUACACUGAUCUCUUCACCUGAGACCUGUACUGCAGCACCGGCACAUGGACAGGACUCUGUCUUUGUGACUCCACUUGUUACUCUUCUGUUAACAAUGAGUGAGCAGUGACCACAAAAAGGAAGAGAGCGAAGAAAACCCAAACCACAUAGCUUGCUCUCUUUGUUUGACUUGAAAAUGUGACUGUAAAGCCGGUCUCACCCAUUGUUAGAUGGUGGAUUUUACUAUUAGCUCAACUUCUGGCAUCUUAUUGUCAGUGUUUCACAUUCACUUUUCAGUUUGGACACAUUUUCUAAAGCAUGAAGCUGUUUUCUUUAAGUUCUCAAUAUAAAUGACUGUAUUUUGUUUAACAUGAAAUGUGUACAUACAUAACUUGAAGGAAUGCUGGAAUUAUGAAGCAUGGGUUUGGCAGGAACUGAGCCAAGCACACAAAGAGAAAACAUGAAAUGCAGUCAGUACUGUAAAUGCAACAAGGGGGGGAAAUUGUUUAUUAAAAUCUCUUAAGUCACUACUGUUAUUGUAAAACUGGCUUUUAAAAACUAGAACAUUUUUAAUUCAAGCAAACAUUUAAUGUCAUAUUGGCCCAAAUAAUGAAAGCCCUGAAAUAAUAGAGCCACUUCUAUAUCCUUAAGAAAAUUACAAAUAAGCAACAAUUUUGAAUUUCUAAUGUAAGAAAAUAAUUUUUCAUGGAAAAUUGAAAAUUUUACUCAAAACAUCUCAUAGUGCUAAAAUUUACAGUUAAUAAACAAAGGUAUACAGAAUACUUCAAGUAGAAAGAAACAGGGUAUGUUUCUACCUGGCAUAUCUUUAUAUCAGCUCAUGCUGAACUGUGGUGUGCACAAAUUUAAACAGCGUAGCCAGGUGGCACAGUCUGUGUUAGCCUACAAUAUAAUCACAUUUCCUACAGAUAGUCAAACUACCAAAACUUCCACCUGGCAACAGGCUACACAGACAGAACAAUGCUUCACAGGUCUACGAAACAUCACCAGGUUAACACUUUGAAACUAAUGUUAUAAAAAUCCCUUUAAUUCUUUCAAAAUAAAAUCUGCUUGACAGAUCUUCUGAUACAGCACAUCCAGAGAAAUUAGUGUUUUCUUUGAAGGUUUCGUGAUUUAUCCAUACAGUCAAAUCAAUGAGAACUGACAGUCCUGGGGAGUAUGCUCAGACAAAGAAAGAUUUUUAGAAAAAAAGGACUGAAACAAACUGGAGAGAGGAAAAAAAAAAAAUCAAAUUGCAAAAAUGGCAAAACCUCACCUGGGGAAUUCACAGGGAAGUGUCCAUAUCUGGGUUUCUUCUCAAACAGAAAAAAAUAUUUGGUUUUGUCAACUCUUCCAAUUUCACCACCACAAUAACA
Molecule: messenger RNA, 2974 nt
Organism: Scleropages formosus (Asian bonytongue)
Lineage: Eukaryota; Metazoa; Chordata; Actinopteri; Osteoglossiformes; Osteoglossidae
Gene: sh2d4a
Product: SH2 domain containing 4A
Exons: 9
Coding region: 312-1643 (443 amino acids)
Cellular component (GO): cytoplasm
Source: RefSeq, a predicted model, not a curated record